AAGAACCAAGCGACAGUGAUGAUUGCUGAUGAAAACAAAACAUAAUAAUAAUUCUAUCCAUAAUCCUAAUAGCCAUACAAGAAGAAUCAUAUUGAAAGAAUUGUCAAUAUUACCAACCGAUUUAGAUACUGAAGAUGUAAUAUUUUAUGCCAAAUUAAUUGGAAUCGAUCCAAUAUCCGAACCGGAAUUAUUGUGGAUAGCAAAAGCUGGAUUGCUUUCAUCAUUACCAUUCAAUUGGAUUGCAGUUGAAGAUCGAAAAGGUCGACUUUAUUAUUACGAUCAAAAAAAUCAAAAAUCUAGCUGGGAACAUCCAACCGAUUCAUAUUAUCGUCAAUUGGUUAUACGAUAUCGAAAUUUAUAUUCGGAUAUUCAGGCUAUUUCCAACAGCAAUAAUCGUACAUCAAUAUUAUCAUCAUCAUCAUCAUUGGCUACUACUUUAGCUGAUCCAUCUUUUAGCCAAAACCAGAAUCAGCAUCAGAAUCCAACAAUCAGUAUUAGCAGUGGAAUUGUUACAUCGAAUUCAAACGAAUCAUCAUCAUCAUCAUCAAUUUUAAAUGUGAAUCAACAAAUCAUCAAUUCAUUUGACAACGUAAUGAAUGAUUUUGCCAUCAAUAAUGACCAUCAUUUUAGUUCACCUUCAAUUGCUAAUUUGCAUUUUUUCGAUGACGAUGAUGAUGAUGAAAAUGCAGAAGCUGACAAACAACAACAAACCAACUCUAACCAAACAACAACAACAACGAAUGCAGAUAAAUAUCGACCAUCAAUGGACGAUAAUGACAAUGAUAAUCCUGAUAAAUCUAAAUCAUCAUCAUCAUUAGAAUCGUAUUGA
Molecule: messenger RNA, 829 nt
Organism: Dermatophagoides pteronyssinus (European house dust mite)
Lineage: Eukaryota; Metazoa; Arthropoda; Arachnida; Sarcoptiformes; Pyroglyphidae
Molecular function (GO): protein binding
Source: RefSeq, a predicted model, not a curated record